Nothobranchius furzeri (turquoise killifish) is the source of this 6965-nucleotide messenger RNA. RefSeq names its product scavenger receptor class F, member 2 (gene scarf2). Gene Ontology annotation, molecular function: scavenger receptor activity. The record is from RefSeq and is a predicted model, not a curated record. Gene Ontology annotation, cellular component: focal adhesion. Gene Ontology annotation, biological process: heterophilic cell-cell adhesion. Lineage: Eukaryota; Metazoa; Chordata; Actinopteri; Cyprinodontiformes; Nothobranchiidae.
GUGGCGGAGGCAUGGCGCACAAAGCCAAAGAUAGAGUAACAAAUCAGGAAUUUCCCUUCUGCCACUCCUGGGAGCGAAUGAGAGGACCUGAGGUGAGGAAUGAGCGCCUCUCCAAAGCGAGGUCGUCUUCAUCAACUUUCUGAGAGUUUACCAAGAGUUUCAUCUGUCCAGAAAAGUUGUGGGGGACAUUUUAAAGUUUUUUUUUUCUCCCGCAGCCUGAAGUCAUCUGACCCAUGGAUUCACACAGAGUCCGUUCUAGAAAAGCGCAGUGCAGGAGCAUCGAGACAGCGGACUGAGUUGGAAGUUUGGACCUUUUUAUUUUUAAGACAAAAAGAUGUGGUUGGAAUCGCUGCUGGUUUGUUUUUGCUGCUAACGUUUUGCUCUUGUUCUGAAUGUUGGCCCAACCUCAUCUGGAAGGAAUAAAAGUUUGAUCCAGAAAUGGGAUUACGCGCGUGAAGAAAGUGGAAUAAAACCAACGAAAACGCCAGUUUGGAUACGGAAAAUGCGGAGAAAAAGCUGCGUCUAGAAGGAUGCUGCUGCGUUUACAAUGGAAGUGAAGAACUCGUUUGCACUUUCUGUGGUGGUUUGCCUUUACUUUUACUCUGCUUUUAGCCAAGAACUCAACCCCAAAGGCAAGAAUGUGUGCAAAGCACCUGGGUCAUUGGGAUGGCGUUGCUGCAGUGGAUGGAGGCAGCAGGGGGACGAAUGUGUGACACCUCUCUGUGAAGGCAACUUCACCUGCAAGGAAAACGAGGUGUGUGUCAGGCCAAAUGAAUGCCGUUGCCGUCAUGGUUACUUUGGAGCCAGCUGCGACACAAAAUGUCCUGCCCAGUACUGGGGCCCAGACUGCAAGGGGAAAUGUAACUGCUAUCCUAAUGGCCAGUGUGACGACGUGAACGGGAAGUGUACCUGCAACCACAACCGCUGGGGAACUAACUGCGAGAAGGUUUGUCUUUGCCAAAAAGGCAAGUGUGACCAAGAAACAGGGAAGUGCAUCUGUCACCCUGGAGUGUGGGGCCCGCAGUGUAACAACAACUGCUACUGCAGCGUCAACUCCGUUUGCGACGUGAACACGGGGCGAUGUCUGUGCAAUCCUGGCUGGACGGCGAGAAGCUGUGCAACCCAGUGCAACUGCAACAACUCCCCAUGCGACCAGUACACAGGGCGCUGCCAGUGCCGGGAAAAGCUGUGGGGUCCACGGUGUGAGAGGUACUGCCAGUGCAUCCACGGCAAGUGCAACCAGGCGGACGGCUCGUGUACCUGCACUCCAGGAUACCGCGGGAAGUUCUGCAGGGAACCGUGUCCUGCUGGAUUCUACGGUCAAAACUGCAGGAACAAGUGUGGACACUGCAAAGGCCAGCAGCCUUGUAAGGUCACGGAAGGACACUGCAUCACCUGUGAAAGAGGCUGGAAUGGGACACGGUGUGAUCAGCUUUGCUCUAAAGGCUUCUUUGGGGAAAAGUGCCAAGAAGUGUGUCCUGCGUGUAAGGACGGUUACCACUGCGACCCCAUCCAAGGCAAAUGUGCUCACUGUAACCCUGGCUGGAUUGGAGACAGGUGUGAGGUGCGCUGUCCCAACGGCACCUAUGGAGAGAACUGCGAGAACAACUGCAGUCACUGUUUUAACGGCAUCUGUCAUGUUGUCACUGGAGAAUGCCUUUGCGACCCGGGCUUCUAUGGCAUCUACUGCAAUAUGACUUGUCAGCCUGGUCAACAUGGCGUCAACUGCAACCAAAGCUGCCCCUGUCAUCACAAGAGCUGUGAUCCUGUGUCUGGUGCCUGCCAUCUCCAGCCCAACCAGCGGAUGGGUGUGAUCGCAGCUGGUUCCCUGGUCUCCUUUUUACUGAUUGUCCUUCUUUCACUGCUGUUCUGCUGCUGCCUCUGUCAGCACAAAGACAACCCCAACAAAAAAGCCAAACGGAUUUUGUGUGGACGAUUCAGCAGAAUCAGCACCAAACUUCCCCGUAUUCCACUGAGGAGACAGAAACUGCCCAAAGUAGUCGUUGCACACCAUGACCCAGAAAACACCUUCAACUGCAGCUUCAUCGAGCCGCCGUCCGUGGCCGAGCAGCCGUCCCCCUCCUCCUGGUCGUCCCAGGAGUCCUUCUCUUCCUUUGAAAGUGGAGACGAGGGGCCAGUUUACUGCGUCCCUCAUGAAGAAUCUGCAAGUGAGAGCAAAGAGAAGCCAAUCCCUGCAGCAGAAAAUCUAGAGGAUGGCCUCGAUGAGGAGGAUGCAGGGGAGUACACCACCCUGACAAACACCAGUGUUAAACCAGAGAGCAGUGAGCAGUCCUUAAUCAAGUCCUCUGACAGCGAGGGUUCCAACAGUGGCUCUGAGUCUGCACCUCACUACGCCUGCAUCAACCGCUCUCCCAAGCAUGCAAAGGAGGAUGACUGUACUCCUACACCAGAGGCGAAGCACAACGGAAAACCACCACCUUCACCUGGUAAGCCAAAACCACGCCCACCAGAUCCGUCUACCAAGCCUAAAGUCUCAUGGAUACAUGGGAAUACAACAGGUCCCCCACAACCAGAGCAACAAGGAGGAAUCAAGGUUCUUGCAGUUUCAAAGGAGAACAAGGGAAAAAGCCAAGACCAACUAAAGAAACACGAAGGCAAAGCGGCAGAUUCAAAUGGCUCCCCCGGCAAACACAAACCUCUGCGAGGCAAGAAGUCUGGGGAUCAGCAAAGUAGUCCAUGUCACAAGGUACACAUCAAUGGUGUCGUUCAAAAUGCCCUAAAGAAGAUAAGUAACUUCCGUGGCUCCUCACCUGAGAAGAAUAAUGUUGAAAAUCCAAAGCAGAGCACUAAGGAGCCACCCAAGAGCCCUAAAGUGAUCCAUCCUCACAUGAACUCAGAGGCUGCCACUCUGCUUGCUGCUCAGCUCAAGGAGAAAACUCAAAGCAUCAACAGGAAUGAGGGGACAGGACUAACAAAGAUUAAUGGUCUCUCUCUUCCAAAGGGUGACCAUGAGAAGCCAACACCUCCACAGAAAGCCAAGAGAACCAACUCAGGUGGACUUAGCCAGCAGGGCUCCACCAAGCCUCUGCUGCCCACCUCAAGCAGCCUCCAGAAGAUGGUGGCGCCUGUCACCAACAGCUUCGGGACCCCCGAAGCCAAGGGCCCGGAAAAGCAGGACUUGAACGGCUCCAGAACAGGGGACCUGUUGGAUUCUACACCAAAGAAGACGCCCAUGAAAAAGCCACCUAGGAAGAAAGGCAAGGGGGGUACCUUGGAUCCCCCUGAAAGUAAAACACCCCAGCAAAAGACAGCCAUUAUGCCACCACAGGUGGUGAAGUGAAGUGACGUGCUUGUAAGGAAAAUGCACACGCUUGUGAUGAUUUUUUCCAGAGACUGACAUUUAAUUUGACGGUAGCGACCACAUAGUCUUUCUAUGAGCGUGUGUGCUGUGACUGAAGGAUGGACGUUUCAAGAUCAGUACAUUCUUUUAAACUAAAGGGUGCAAUUGAGUCAUGGUGGGGAGGUGUAUUAUAAAAACAUUCAUAUACCAUUAUAUUACACUUCAAAAAUCCUGUUUUGUAUAAUCAGUAUGUAUCAACCUCAUGCUACACCUAUUUGUAAGCCAAACACAAGUGACGCAAAGACAUUGUCAUCCAUCUCUAUGCAAUUCAUUCAUUCAUUAGCUGUUGGAUACUUUUACAAUGCAAGUACAACACAAAUAGAUGUUUAACUCCAAAAUUACAAACAGCUAUUUCUCCACAGGUACAAACCAUAAGCAGAGUGCCAGACGCUCUUAUGAUUGCAAGCUAUUAUUUUAUUCUUACUUUUAGUUUUUUUCAUUUUCUAUCGCGUUCUACGCCAAAGCCGCCUUCGGGGACAAUCCUCAUUCUCUCGUUAUGGAUGGAUGUUUGUUUGAUUGUUAAAAAUAAAACUCAAGAGUUUCUGUCAGAUCUAUAAGCUGUCGUUGUUUUCAACAUUUUUCACCCUCUAAAUAAUUUAGAUUUUCUUUUUUUGUAAUUGAAAAUUAACUCAUUCACUGCCGGCCGUUUCCUGAUCAGAAAGCCCUUCACUGCCAGCGUUUCUCACCGUUUUUACUGUUUUUUAAGAGUGACAGAACGUUGCGCGCUAGGAUGAUGUCGACGCCAAAACAAUGCGGAGACUCACCUCUUACAUCAGGAAGAAUCUGCGCGUUUCGAGCAUUAUCCGUUCUUUCAUAAUCCGUUGUCGAAUUGUGAUCGGCAGAAGCUUUUCCAGUUCGCUCCUCACUUUUUUGUACAGCAGCGGCCCAAAACGAUCUCCUAACACACUGAUGUUCUGCUUCCUGAUCACGUGACGUGUGAUGUACGUGGAUGAAGAUCGGCUUUUGAGCUGAGAUGUUUGUUCUCAGCGCAGGGGCUCGUUCCGACACCCACACAGUAAAGAAAGGCAAAUGACGACUUUAGUCGUCAAUGGCAGUGAACGAGUUAAAAUGUAAAUUUCAACAGUUUAAAGGGUGAGAGUGUCAGGAUUUAUUUUGAAUCUUUAAUUCCUGAAUAAAUGUUUCUGCUGAUUUUUAGUCUUCUGAGUACAGUGGCAGGACUCAUUGUCCUAAUCCACCCUAUGCAUCCAGACGUAAAUUCUGCAAGACAGAUGUGUUUGAUAGCUGUUACUCUUGAUUUCUUCCCAGAUCGAGUCAUGUAGGGACCGCGUGUAAAAACAAAGGAAUCAGGUUCAGUGUGGAGUUGUAGGCUUUUGCGAGAUUUUAUAAAGUUGAACACAAAGCUGAUUAAGUUUGAGUUCAUUCUUUAUUACCUGAUUAAUGUCAAGAGAAAACCUUUUUUCUGACUUCUACACAUCUGUUUUUUUUUGUGUUACUGUUUUAUUUACAACAUGUUAGGAAUACAGUGCAUCAGAAAAGGGCCGUAGGUGGUAUCUUGUGGGACCAUAAACAACUGAACAAGGAUAUUUUAAAGGCUGAAACGUUUCCAUCAGCUCGAGUGUGGAGUCGAGUACACAUGUUGAUGGAGACAUUUUCCUUUCGGACUUCUCCGUGAACUGGAGAGCGUUGCAAAGUUGGACAACAGAAGGCGUAGAGCUUUUCUGGGGUAUCCUGCCACCAUUACAUUCAAGUCUCCGGUCCAAGAUGGUGCCUUUCCUAUUGUGUUUAUAUUGCUUUAAUGUACUUCAGAGACUUUUUAACACGGACAAAUUUGUCCCUCAUUCUCUUCCACCUCUUCAUGCGGUCGCCACCUCUAAACCCACGUUUCCCGUCACUUCCGUCCACAAAUAGAUGCUUGCUGCAUAUUUCUGUACUCUUUCAGUCACGGUGAUUAGACACUUGAUGUUUUUGGACUUUUUCCACGAUGCAUACUUCGAUCUGUUCCAUGUCUGCUGCUAAAAAUCGUUGUUUUUUUUUAAUGGGGAAAUGGCGGCGCUGUUGACGAAUUUAAAAGAAGCAGCAUCCUGACCAAUCACAAGCUUGCAAUCCCUGACCCUUUCAAUGGAAAUGGUAAAUGAUAAAUGGCCUGUAUUUCUAUUGUGCCUUCUUAGGGAUCUACGACCCCCCAAGGCGCUUCCCAACACAAUUAGUCAUUCACCCAUUCACACACACAUUCACACGCUGUUGGGUAUGAGCUACAAUGUAGCUACAGCUGCCCUGGGGUGCACUGACAGAGGCUGCCGAGCAGUGGCGCCACCGGCCCCUCCGACCACCACCAGUUAAAAAGUUGGGCAUAUCUCCGCCACCCUCUGUGAGCCUGUCGGAGAGCCCAUGUGCCGGCACAUAUUGGCGUACCAUUUCUCCGCACCAACGCAGAUGGAGAAGGAUAAAUCGGGCUUAAGGCUAACCAUAUUUCUGCAGGGUCAUGUGCCCUCUGGCUCCGCCCCUACAUCCACCAAACCACAAGACUAAACCAUAAAACACCAAACCAAUUAGUGUUUUCACCAGGAUUUUGCUUUAAUUCACAUUGAAUUCACUUUCUUUUCUUUUACUGACGAUUUUUUUGUUUUUUCCUUCGAUCGCUCAACAGAAGCAAUGAAAGUUUUCAGACUUCAAAAACAGUUCGUCAGAGUUGAGUGAUUUUUGUGAAAGGUGUGUGGAAAAAUGUUCUGCCAUUUCAUGAUAAUGUCAAUCUAGCAAACUCAUUCUAAACUAAGAAAAAUGCUUCAGUCGGCUUGUUUGGGGCUAAAGUUGAGACUAAAUGGUACUUUUGGAAAUACAUGUGCCUCAACAGUAAAUCAGUUGGGCAAAAGCAACUUUCUGAUCUUUUCACCAGUGGGUAUUUCUAGUAAUCAUUUGAACCCUUAUACGACCUUAGUGUUCAAAGGACAAAAACGUUAGAAAAUUAAAGGGUUAUAUAAGGGUUAAAACAGUGUGGGAAACUAAAGUUGGACUAAUUAAGCUUUUAGAGAGGGAAAAUGUUUAGUAAAUGGGUAUUUUAUAAGAAGGUUUUACAGAAAGAGUUAUAAAUGAUGAAUGAUAGAAAGAAGUAAACUUGUGUUUGGAGAGGACAGAUUUCACAUUUUCUGACACAACUUGGUCUUUUAUUGAGGUACAGAAGAUUUCUUGGUUUUUUACUCCUUGUAUACACUGUGUACUUUUUAUUAUCUGUAUAAGCUGUGCUUAUAUGACUCUUCAGGUUCUGUUUUCUUUGGUGUCAGUAAAUGGCUUUCAUGAGGUAUUUUGCUUUUUGGGGUUUGUUUUUCUAUGCUGUUUAUUUUGAGCGCUGAAGCAAAUCAGCAGUAUGAGUUCUUCUCUUCUGUAAAGUUUACAUUGGCUUUGUGAUUGUUCUCUGUUGAUGUUAUUGUUUCUGUAACACUUAACUGCAUGACGCAGAGUGUAAUUAUAUGGCAUUAUGGCUGGAGAAGAAAUCUGUAACGUUCCUGUUGCUUUCGUUUGUUAUUGCUGCCUCACGUGAAGUCUCAUAAAUCAAUAUUGUACAAUGCAAACACAAUACCACUGUUCAAACAAUUACAAAUGCUUAUGGUCAUGAUAUUUUGUAAUUAUUAUAAAAAGUUAAACUUUG